Messenger RNA from Pseudoliparis swirei, 3939 nucleotides. RefSeq names its product coatomer subunit beta'-like. NCBI's taxonomy places the organism in Eukaryota, Metazoa, Chordata, Actinopteri, Perciformes, Liparidae. The record is from RefSeq and is a predicted model, not a curated record. Gene Ontology annotation, cellular component: COPI vesicle coat. The coding region runs from base 105 to 3149 and encodes 1014 amino acids. The transcript is spliced from 22 exons. Gene Ontology annotation, molecular function: structural molecule activity; protein binding. Gene Ontology annotation, biological process: intra-Golgi vesicle-mediated transport; retrograde vesicle-mediated transport, Golgi to endoplasmic reticulum; intracellular protein transport.
ACAAAAGUUUCUGGGCAGAGUUGAACGGUGGAAGCCCGACGAGGGCAACAAGGGACGCCGGUCACUUUACUGGACAGCACCGGGAGACUCACCGACGAGGAAACAUGCCUCUGCGGCUGGACAUCAAGCGGAAGCUGACCGCCCGGUCAGACCGGGUGAAGAGUGCCGACCUGCACCCCACCGAGCCCUGGAUGGUGGCGAGCCUCUACAGCGGCACCGUGGUGGUCUGGAACCACGAGACGCAGAUGAUGGUGAAAACCUUCGAGCUGUGUGACCUGCCCGUCAGAGUGGCCAAGUUCGUGGCCAGGAAGCACUGGGUGGUCGCCGGAGCAGACGACAUGCAGAUCCGCGUGUUCAACUACAACACGCUGGAGCGGGUCCACAUGUUCGAGGCCCACGCCGACUACAUCCGCUCCAUCGUGGUGCACCCGACGCAGCCCUACAUCCUCACGAGCAGCGACGACAUGUUGAUCAAGCUGUGGGACUGGGACAGGAAGUGGUCGUGCAGUCAGGUGUUUGAGGGACACACUCACUACGUCAUGCAGAUCGUCAUCAACCCCAAAGACAACAACCAGUUCGCCAGCGCCUCUCUGGACCGAACCGUUAAGGUGUGGCAGCUGGGCUCCAGGACCCCCAACUUCACCCUGGAGGGCCACGAGAAGGGGGUGAACUGCAUCGACUACUACGGCGGGGGGGACAAGCCGUACCUCAUAUCGGGGGCCGACGACCGCCUGGUGAAGAUCUGGGAUUACCAGAACAAAACCUGUGUCCAGACCCUGGAGGGUCACGCCCAGAACGUGACCUGCGUCUGUUUCCACCCGGAGCUGCCGAUCAUCCUCACGGGCUCCGAGGACGGCACCGUGCGAGUGUGGCACUCCAACACCUACCGGCUGGAGAACACGCUCAACUACGGCAUGGAGCGGGUGUGGUGCAUCUGCAGCCAGCCCGGCUCCAACAGCGUGGCCCUGGGCUACGACGAAGGCAGCAUCAUCAUCAAGCUGGGCCGCGAGGAGCCGGCCAUGUCCAUGGACGCCAGCGGGAAGGUCAUGUGGGCUCGCCACUCCGAGGUGCAGCAGGCCAACCUGAAGUCCAUGGGCGGGGCCGAGGUCCGGGACGGCGAGCGGCUGCCGCUCGGCGUCAAGGACAUGGGCAGCUGUGAGAUCUUCCCCCAGACCAUCCAGCACAGCCCCAACGGGAGGUUCGUGGUGGUGUGCGGCGACGGGGAGUACAUCAUCUUCACCGCCAUGGCGCUGAGGAACAAGAGCUUCGGCUCGGCUCAGGAGUUCGUCUGGGCCCACGACUCGUCUCAAUACGCCACGAGGGAGAGCAGCAGCAUGAUCAAGAUAUUCAAGAACUUCAAAGAGAAGAAGGCUUUCAAACCCGACUUCGGGGCCGAAGGUGUGUUUGGAGGCUUCCUAUUGGGCGUGAGGUCAAACAGCGGCCUGGCCUUCUACGACUGGGAGAACGCCGACCUCGUCCGCCGCAUCGAGAUCCAGCCCAAACACGUCUUCUGGUCGGACUCCGGCGAGCUGGUGUGCAUCGGCACCGACGAGUCGUUCUUCGUGCUGCGCUACCUGCCGGAGCGCGUGGCGGCGGCCGCGGAGUCCAAGGAGGAGAUCACGGAGGACGGGAUCGAGGGCGCCUUCGAGGUGCUGGGCGAGGUCCCGGGGGUCGUGAAGACCGGCGUGUGGGUGGGAGACUGCUUCAUCUACACCAGCUCGCUCAACCGGCUCAACUACUACGUCGGCGGAGAGAUCAUCACCAUCGCUCACCUGGACAGGACGAUGUACCUGCUGGGCUACAUCCCCAAAGACGACCGUCUGUACCUGGGCGACAAGGAGCUGAACGUGGUCAGCUACUCGCUGCUGCUGUCGGUGCUGGAGUACCAGACGGCCGUCAUGAGGCGGGACUUCGGCACGGCCGACAAGGUGCUGCCCACCGUGCCCAAGGAGCAGAGGACCCGCGUCGCCAACUUCCUGGAGAAGCAGGGCUUCAGGGAGCAGGCGCUGGCCGUGUCCACCGACCCGGAGCACCGGUUCGAGCUGGCCCUGCAGCUGGGAGAGCUCACGCUGGCCCACGAGCUGGCCUCGGAGGCAGAGUCGGAGCACAAGUGGAAGCAGCUGGCCGAGCUCGCCACGGCCAAGUGCCGCUUCGGCCUGGCCCAGGAGUGCCUGCACCAGGCGCAGGACUACGGGGGGCUGCUGCUGCUCGCCACGGCCUCGGGGAACGCCGCCAUGGUGGACAAGCUGGCCGAGGGGGCGGAGCGCAGCGGCAAGACAAACGUGGCCUUCCUCACCUGCUUCCUGCAGGGAAGAAUGGACAAAUGUCUGCAGCUGCUCAUCGACACCAACCGGCUGCCCGAGGCCGCCUUCCUGGCACGGACGUACCUGCCCAGCCACGUGUCACGGGUGGUGAAGCUGUGGAAGGAGAGUCUGUCCAAGGUCAACCAGAAGGCGGCGGACGCGCUGGCCGACCCGUCCCAGUACAGCAACCUGUUCCCGGGCCUCCAGCAGGCCCUGCUGGCCGAGGACUACCUGAAGGAGACCCACGUCGGGGUCCGGCCCGCGGCGGAGUACCCGCUGGUCACGCCCAACGAGGCCCGUGACGUUCUGAAGGAGAGCGAGGGCUUUGAGGCCAGAGGAGAGCCCGCCGGGUCCGAGGGAGGGGGGGACGCCGUCAAUGAAGCCGUCACGGUGGCGGCGGAACCCAUUCUCCUAAAACAGGAGAUGGUUGAUCCUGUUGCAGAAGAAGAAGAAGAAGAGUCCAUCCCAAUGGAGGCCGCCGCCCCUCUGCCUGUCACAGUCACAGAGGAUUCUGCAUCUUUAGAGGAGGAGGAGGAGGAGGCGUUGAUCUCUGUAGAGGUCCCGGGCCUGAGCCCCGAGCCACUGGUUCCGCUCCAGGUGCCGGCGCCGGAACACACCGCAGCACUCCCGGUGGAGCCGGAGGACCACCCGAAGCCGGCAGUGGCUCUACAGGCGGAGCCAGAGGGGAGCACAGCGGGGGAGGAGGGGGCGGGACCUAAAGGGGCGGAGCAACCGGCAGAGGCUGUUGAGCACGAUGAGAUCCUGGAUGAUCUGGAUCUGGACAAUUUUGACCUGGAAGACAUCGACACCGCCGACAUCAACCUGGACGACGAGUUCAGUGACUAGGCCGCACGGUUCUGUUCAGUUCUUUUUUUUCCUCCAGUGACCAAAGAACUCAGUGUUUCCUCCGACCGCGAAAAGUGGUCCGAAGCAUCUUUCAGAUGAAAGCGUUUUGCUUUCUUGGUUCUAGGACGAAAUUGUUCAGAACCAACAACGCAGCCACGGCCUUAUUUACCCACGGGCCGCGUCCAGGCUGGAGUUCAACUUAAACGGGAACAAGAAAAGUGUGUGUUGGGGAACAUGGUGUGUGUACGCAGCAGCCUGCUGCUGGGACCUUUUUUCUUAACACUACAGAUUUGCUAUCGAAAAACAAAACAUUCACUAAUUUAAGUGUGUUUUUUAAAUAUAAACUCCAUAUUUCAGGGAUGCUUCUCGUCUCUAGGUGCUCCGGCAUGCUCCGAGACGCCGCUGUGGAUCAUGGUGUUCUCGAUUUAGUUUUGACAUUCCUGCAGAUACCAGCUGCCUCUAUCAUGAUUUUUUAUUAUAAAGGUUUGCAAUCAAAACGUUGCGCAACCCGUGAUGAUUUUAGACACAGUUACAUGCGAUGUCUUAAAAUACCUGUUUGAAUGUUUUGGUGCAUGUUAUGAACGCGUGUGGAAAAACAAGUGCCUUACAUUGUGUGUUAAAGGAGAACUGGUACUGUGUGUAGAGGGGGGGGGGGAGGGGUUAAAAGCUUCAAUCAAUAAAGUCAUCCAUGAUAGAGAAAGUUCUUUUUUACAAGUACAAAGAUGUUUAUUGUGGUAUGUACAUCAAUCCUUUGACUCUGAGGUUCAAAUUAAAUACAGACAAUAUCAGA